AUGAUAGAGCCGCGGCGAAAGCACGGCGAGUUGUCCUGUUGCAAACGUCUGAAGAAGACUAGGAUCUGUGUUGAUGAUGCCAGUACCAACGCUUGGAGAGAGACCUGGCACGACUCGAAGGUCAUAAUGAGCAACCCGAUUCUGGACCAAGCGUUCGAGAAGCACGUCCAGGACUACCUGUGCUCAGAGUCCUAUGACUUCGUCAAGGAGGUGGAGCGAUACGUUACACACGCAGAGAAUGAAUCAGCUGCAGAACUGUUCGUCCACUUCCGAAGAAUCGUCGACAAGUACAUUGUCUCGGGGUCGGAGCUGGAACUGAACAUCGAGAACGCCAUGCGAAAUAAAGUGCUCGAGAUCGGGGAAAGGAUGAUAUUUGUGGAGGCUGGGAUGGAACGGCAGAGAGGUAUCUUCAACCCUCCGAAGGAAGAAGCGCACAAGAUUCUCGAUGACAAUCUCCUCCAGUCGUUUUUGACCAGCCGGAAUUUUCUCGACGCCUGCCUACGUUGGCAGGAAGUGCAAGCCGCAGGAUAG
Molecule: messenger RNA, 531 nt
Organism: Ectocarpus siliculosus
Lineage: Eukaryota; Phaeophyceae; Ectocarpales; Ectocarpaceae
Source: the annotation of a GenBank genome assembly